Messenger RNA from Micropterus salmoides (largemouth bass), 4421 nucleotides. RefSeq names its product solute carrier family 33 member 1 (gene slc33a1). The coding region runs from base 270 to 1916 and encodes 548 amino acids. The transcript is spliced from 9 exons. The record is from RefSeq and is a predicted model, not a curated record. Gene Ontology annotation, molecular function: acetyl-CoA transmembrane transporter activity. Gene Ontology annotation, cellular component: membrane. NCBI's taxonomy places the organism in Eukaryota, Metazoa, Chordata, Actinopteri, Centrarchiformes, Centrarchidae.
ACAUUUAGACGUCGCACGCGCCGCGCUUCCUCGUCCUUCUGUGUUUUUGAUGUUCACUGCUGUAAUCAGUUUUAACUCAAACGGUAGUCAUUUUCUUAUUUUUAUUAAGAUGGCGCCAGUUAGAGAUUGAAUAAACACAGAAUAAAAUCGGGUUUCCGGUUGAAUGGCUCCGUAAUUCAGCCGUUUAGUUCUGUUUUGUUAAUUUGGCAUGCUGUCAUCAUCACCAGGUUUGUUGAGGGCACAGCGGGUUUGAUGCCCACCGCUCCAAAAUGGAGCAUUCAGAUUUGAUCACACAUAAGAACGGGCGGCAGCGGAAGCUGGCGGGUGCCGCCCUCUCUCCUGAACACAUGAGAGACAUGGACAGGGGAGAGAUGAGCUCCUCUGAACCAGAAGUGGAAGAGGAGGCAGAGGGUCUUAUCAAAGGGUCUGACUCUGAGGACAGGAGGCACAGAGUCCGUCCUGGGAUCCGUGGCGAGUUAGGGAACGUGUUGCUGCUUCUGUUCCUCUACGUGCUGCAAGGGAUUCCUCUGGGACUGGCUGGUAGCAUCCCUCUGAUCUUGCAGAGUAAGAGUGUCAGCUAUAAAGACCAAGCCUUUUUCAGCUUUGUCUUCUGGCCAUUUAGUCUCAAGCUUCUCUGGGCGCCACUGGUGGACGCUCUCUACUUCAGCAGGUUUGGCAGAAGAAAGUCAUGGCUGGUGCCCACACAGUACCUGCUGGGCCUCUUCAUGCUCUACCUUUCCAUGACGGUCAAUUCACUGUUGCAGAGUGAGGGAGGACCGAGUGUGGUAACACUUACUGCAGUCUUCUUUAUGCUUGCCUUCCUGGCAGCCACACAGGACAUAGCUGUGGAUGGCUGGGCCCUGACUAUGUUAUCCAGAGAGAAUGUGGGCUAUGCUUCUACAUGCAACUCUGUGGGCCAGACAGCUGGCUACUUCCUGGGGAACGUGCUCUUUCUGGCCCUGGAGUCUGCAGACUUCUGCAAUACAUACCUCAGAAUAGAGCCCAAGGACACAGGCAUCGUCACCUUGUCAGACUUCUUGUUUUUUUGGGGAGUGGUCUUCCUGGUUUCCACCACAUUGGUUGCCAUCAUUAAAAGGGAAAAUGAGCACAGCAAAGGAAAGAAGAGGGUGCAUGAGGAGACACAGGGUGUCAUGGAAACCUAUAAGCUGCUGUUCUCUAUCAUCAAGAUGCCCACAGUCUUCACCUUCUGUGUCCUGCUUCUCACUGCUAAAAUUGGCUUCUCCGCAGCAGAUGCAGUGACGGGUCUGAAGCUGGUGGAGGCUGGAGUUCCCAAGGAGCAGCUGGCAUUGCUGGCAGUGCCCAUGGUGCCCCUGCAGAUCCUACUACCUGUGAUCAUCAGUAAAUACACAGCAGGUCCCAGACCUCUGGAUGUCUUCUACAAGGCCUUCCCUUUCAGGUUGCUCAUAGGACUGGAGUACGCUCUGCUGGUGUGGUGGACCCCCAGUGUAAAACAUGAAGGAGGGUUACCUCUUUACUACUACGCCAUAGUGCUUGUUAGCUAUGCACUGCACCAGGUGGCGUUGUACAGUAUGUACGUGGCCUGCAUGGCCUUCCAUGCCAAAGUGAGUGACCCCCUCAUCGGCGGCACCUACAUGACUCUGCUGAACACAGUCACUAACCUCGGUGGAAACUGGCCGUCCACUGUGGCUCUGUGGAUGGUGGAUCCACUGACCUCUAAGGAGUGUCAGGGGGCCGUCGGGCAGAGCUGUGGCUCUCCAGACGAGGCAGGGCUGUGCGUUAAGGAGGGCGGUACUUGUGUGACAACACUGGACGGCUACUACGUGGAGUCGGUGGUGUGUGUUGUGAUCGGUUUGGCGUGGUGGUUGUGGUUGGGGAAGAAAAUGAGGCGGCUGCAGGAACAGAGCCCCGCUGCAUGGAGGUGCAGAGCUAAUUAGUGAUGACACUGUAUCAGCAGUACCACAGAGUCUUUAUUUUUCUUGCAGCUCUGCAUACUGUGCUCCAACUAUGACUGAAUGGCGGACACACGGUCAUUCCACUCUAAUCCAUCUGGUUUUGUCCCUCUGGUCCUUCUCUAGCUGCUACGUUCAGAAAACCCUCACACUCACACUUUCUCACCUCUGUCACCUUAAAGUACAUAAAUCUUACGGAAGACACCAUUGUCUCUCUGGAGCUAUAAAUCCAUCUCAUUGUUACUUGUGCUACCUGUGUUUGUGCCCUGAAAACUCCCAACAACUGGUCAGACUAGUUAACUUUUGCAGAAAUUUUUUUUCUUUGUUCGUUCUGAAACCAUAUUCUGCUGCUUAAAACAGCCUAACCAAACCAGAGCCGAGUCAAAGGAUAUGGUUAAAUCAUUUUCUGGGUUUGUAUUAACCUGCUUGGAUAUCCAGAUUGUUGAGUUAACUGUGUGCGAAGUACAAAUUAAGCUGUUCUGUGCAGUGUUUGCCUUUUGCCCUAAAUAGCUUUAAGCUUUAGUAAACUCAGCACUUCAGACCGACUUGUUUACCUUCCUGGCCAGUCACCAUUUCAUCUAUAUUAAAGGGAUACUUAAGGGAAAAGAAAAGCAAAGCAUACAAAUGCACUUCUUCGAACUGACUGUAUGCACUCAGUUUGAGUUUGACUUCAGACUAUCUGAACUGUCCUGAUGCUGUUUAACUCAACCCAUCUGUGAAUCCAAAUGAUUUAAACCCAGUGUAAAGAACAUCUUUCUCUGCUGUUGGACUCAGAUCUGAACCAAUAAUUAUUUAAAUUUCUUUCCUCUGAAAUAAUGUGUGCCUUGUUUAGUUUUUCAAAGUCUCUAGAAGCCAACCUUGUUUGAGCUGCAGUGAAACACAGGCAGGGAAUAUUACAGUCAUUUGAAAAUGAAGCACUGAAAACGAUGAAUACUCAUUGCGUAACACUGUUUUCAUUUAUAUGCUGUAAUUUGGUAGUUUACACAAAACAUGCCUGCUUUCGUUACUGUAGUUGAUUCUCUGUUUCUACACACACAUUCCUUACAAAGAUUUUAAUUUGCACAGUGAUUUAUGGAUAAGAUAUCAAUAUAUAAUAUGACCAAUAUCACCAAUGGUUAAAUUAAUGUCUAAGAUAUUAAAUGUUUUUUGGUUGGAGUAAUGUUUUUAUUUUUCCACACUUUACUUAAGUAGCAAUACUGGACAGUGCAGCUUUUAAGUUUUGGAACAUCUUGUUUAUCAAUUGGGCCUGGUUGGUAAGUUAUUUUUAGGUCACAAGAAGAAAAAUAAUAUUCACAAUAAACAUGCAUAUUUCUUUUUUUUGUUAGAUUUAUAUACACGUUAUUGAGACACGUUGCAUGCUAAAGGCCAAUAUACUGUAAACUAACUACUAAUGCAACAUACGAUUACAGGAGUCCUAAUUAAAACACCAUUUGCAGUGUAGAUGAAGGGUCCCUUAGCAGAUCCCAUCUGAGUGGGACAUUACCACCAGCCUGAAAAGUAUGCAGGUGAAAGAAAACAAUUCAGAUGCCAGACCAGCAGCCUUGGCGAGAAACUCGAUAAGCCAAUGCUCUGUUUGUUUUGCAUAUUGUACAAUAGAAUUGAAUGUUACAGUAUUUUCUCCAAAGCCAGCAUUGAAAAGAAUCCAACGGCUCUGUCAAAUGUAAAUGCUGAAGCACACAAUCAGGGUUCAUAUGAGGACACAAGAGGAAAAUACUGAAUUUUUAUCACAUUUUGCAUAGUUUCUGAUUUCGAUUGCUGUCUUUGUGAAUCGACGUAAAAUGUCAAACGUCUCCAGAUAAUGGUGGUUAUUUUUUCUCUUUUGUCCGCCGAUUCCUGUGAAAUGCAAUUAGUCCCUUAUGCUGUACAUUAAACUCACACUGGGCAACUCCUAUUAGUUUCCAUACUACAUGGUGUUGCUGUGAUGUUUUUUAGGCCUUUCAUGUUCAUUUGUGCCAGUACAACACUGUAAUGUCACAACAAUCCAUCCUUAGAGCCUUUUGCCAAUAAUAGGGCAACACUACGUUUUAUGUUUUGAUUUUUUUGACAUACUAAACUGUGUGACCGUUCAUUUACAGCAACAUGUGUGUUAGGUUUCAUAAUGUGGUUUUUAGGAUUUGACUUCAGUUUCUUAAAAAAAAAAAAAAAGGCUUUUAAGUGGUGGUGAACUAUUAUUUCAGCUACAGAGAAUUUAAUGCAUCUUGAAAUGUUACCUCACAAACCUUUUAUUGAAGACUUUUGUUUUAUGACAAUUAGUGAUUUUGUUUUUUUUUUAAAUUGCACAACUUUUGUUUACAUCUGAAUCCCCAAUCAUAUAAAGGAUUGCAGUGUGACAGUAUAGCGAUACAUUUAAAUAUAUUAGCAGCAGUGCUCUGAUGUUUUGAUAAUGAAGUUGGACAUUCAUAAGAUCCAAUGUUGAAAAAUAAUGUAAUUUAAAACAUAUGUAGUUUGUUUUUCCUGAAACUUUGAAUACAGAUUAUAAAGAAAAAAACA